This is a messenger RNA of Lithohypha guttulata, 1740 nucleotides long. RefSeq names its product T-complex protein 1 subunit theta (gene CCT8). Gene Ontology annotation, biological process: protein folding. The coding region runs from base 1 to 1740 and encodes 579 amino acids. The record is from RefSeq and is a predicted model, not a curated record. The transcript has 2 exons. Gene Ontology annotation, molecular function: ATP-dependent protein folding chaperone; ATP binding; ATP hydrolysis activity. Gene Ontology annotation, cellular component: chaperonin-containing T-complex. Lineage: Eukaryota; Fungi; Ascomycota; Eurotiomycetes; Chaetothyriales; Trichomeriaceae.
AUGUCGCUGUCGAUACCACAGGCUUCGCAGGCGGGUCUUUUCAAGCAAGGUUACAGCAGUUACGACGCCGAAGAUGGAGCAGUCAUUCGCAAUAUCGACGCUUGCAACACAAUCGCUCAAACAGUCAAGACUUCACUGGGCCCAUACGGCAGGAACAAGAUCGUUAUCAAUCACUUAGCGAAGAUGAUUCUCACCUCAGAUGCUGCCACUAUAUUACAAGAAUUGGACGUGGUACAUCCUGCUGCGAAACUGCUCGUCAUGGCUAGUCAGCAGCAGGAGGCUGAAAUGGGUGACGGCACAAACAUGGUUAUGAUAUUGGCAGGAGAGUUUCUGAAGAAGGCGGAAGAACUGGUGCGGCUGGGCCUAAAGACGAGCGAUAUCGUGUCAGGUUAUGAAAUGGCUUUGAACUUUACACUGAAAGCACUAGAUGAACUUGAGGUCGACCGAGUCGCCGAUGUGCAUUCGAAAGAAGAGCUAGGAAAAGCGUUGAGAACGGUACUUGCCUCGAAACAAUCCGGCUCUGAAGAUGUGCUUGCGCCGCUUGUUGCAGAGGCGGUGCAAGCAGUUCUACCCAAGAAUCCAGCAAACUUCAACAUCGAUAAUAUACGAGUAGUCAAGAUUAUGGGUGGUGACCUCUCUCAAUCGAGAGUGGUCAAGGGUAUGGUCUUUGGCAGAGAACCAGACGGCAUUGUCAAGAGAGCGAAGAAGGCCAAAGUUGGCGUCUUUUCGUGCCCUAUAGACACCUCACAGACAGAAACUAAAGGCACAGUUCUGUUACACAACGCAAAAGAGAUGCUCGAUUUCAGUACUGGCGAAGAGAGUCAGCUGGAAAGUGCCAUCAAAGAGCUAUACGACGCAGGCAUUCGUGUCGUUGUUGCCGGAUCUACAGUAGGUGAGCUCGCUCUUCACUACCUCAACCGCAUGAACAUUCUGGUCAUCAAGAUUCUCUCAAAGUUCGAGCUGAGGAGAUUAUGUCGAGUUUGUGGUGCCACUCCCUUGGCACGGCUGGGAGCGCCCAUGCCAGACGAGAUGGGUAGCAUUGAUGUUGUUGAGACAAGCGAGAUUGGUGGUGACCGAGUCACUGUGUUCCGCCAGGAAUCCGAUACUGCUGUAACUCGUACAGCAACAAUUGUCCUUCGAGGAGCGACCCAGAAUCACCUUGACGAUGUGGAGAGAGCCAUUGAUGAUGGUGUGAAUGUGAUCAAAGCUGUCACAAAAGACCCACGGUUGGUACCAGGCGCCGGUGCUACAGAGAUGCAGCUCGUGGAGAGGAUCAAUGCUUUUGCUGACAAGACGCCUGGUCUUCCACAAUAUGCCAUUCGAAAAUACGCUGAAGCAUUUGAGAUAAUACCUAGAACAUUGGCUGAAAGCGCAGGCCUGGAUGCAACCGAGAUCCUGGCUCGAUUAUAUACGGCGCAUCAGCAGCGAGGCAGCAUAAAACGACGAGCCACUACGCAAGAAGAGUCUGAUGAAGAAGACGAGGACUCCAACGAGGAAACUACAGAUACGUCAGAGUCCGAAGAGCCCUACUGGACGGCCGGUGUUGACUUGGAAACAAAUAGUGGCAUAUUGGACGCUGUGGAUGAUGAGAUCUUAGACCUGCUGGUCAGCAAGAGCUGGGCUAUCAGACUUGCCACGGAUGCUGCUCGGACAGUGCUUAGUGUUGACCAGAUUAUUGUUGCAAGACAAGCUGGGGGUCCUAAGCCGCCGGGUCAAAAUCCAAAUUGGGACGAGGACUAG